Molecule: messenger RNA, 2980 nt
Organism: Topomyia yanbarensis
Lineage: Eukaryota; Metazoa; Arthropoda; Insecta; Diptera; Culicidae
Exons: 2
Coding region: 932-2683 (583 amino acids)
Source: RefSeq, a predicted model, not a curated record
CAUCGCGAUCAGACGCCCGUUCGUAGUGGCUCGCUCGCGAAUCCUCCGUCUGCGGGUUACCUUAAGGAGAAGUGGAGGAGUAGAGAGGAAUCUAAUAGCCGUAAGUGCAGUGACGGCGGCAGUAGACAGCGGAACACGUAAAUGGUGGAGCGGGGACUGUCCGCUGUAGAGAUUAGAACCGGAAGAAAGUGUCGUGGCUGAUUGAUGACUGGACGGAAACUGUCGACGUGUCUUGCAUGUUGCGUGUGUCGCCGAGUGACGUCCAAAUCUGGAAUAUUCGUUGUGUGGUGUCCGGCGGGAAGUGAGAAGUGCGGACGGUAUUAAAGUUACCUCCGACGCAGGAGGGGAGGUAUUCUGAUUGUGGCUGGAAGUGUUCAAAACCGUGUAUCGUGAUUAAAGAUAACGGAGAUGACCGGGUGAGCCGUGUGGAAUUUGGUUUGAUUUUUUGUGCUUUAAAGAAAAUCGACAAAUUGUGAGAAAAAGGUUCCAAGAUUCGAGGGAAAAUCAUUCAGCCAUAUUUGAGUUGCUUAACUUUUCGUUUGCUGUCUUGUUCUCGCCUGAAAGGAGUCGCUCAGUGGGUACGGUGGUGAGAAAGAGCACGGAAGAUACGUGAUCGGAAUGUGGUGCCUGUGAGGCUUACAAUCCAGUGAGUGUAUUUAUUUACGGGUGUAGCUUUUCGGCAGUGUUGGUGUCCCAAGUGCACGGAUUAAGACCCAGCGCAAGAAUCGUAGCGGUGUGCUAGUGUGGUUUUCUUCCUCCUCGUCCACUGGAUAUUCUCGGAUAAGUGGCCAUUGGUUUCGCACCGCUGGAUACCUGUUGUGGACAGACACGCACUGUCUUGAAGCGAAACGGAGGAAACGAAUAAUAAGUUUUGAUUCUUUGAUUGCUAAGAAGAAGUGUGUUCUUCUGAAGCAGAACCUCGACCGUUCUUAUGAAAGUUCGGAACAUGGGCGACUCGACGCCUAUCUGUCGCUGUCGUGUACUAUAUCUCGGUAGCGCUGUACCUCGGCAGAGUAAGGAUGGCCUCCAGGGAAUCCAGGAGCCGCUCAGAAGCCUUUACCCUUCAGAAGGAGCAAUCGGUGCCAAAGGGAUCGAUUCCUGGCUAAGUGUUUGGUCCAACGGAAUACUGCUGGAAAAUGUGGAUGAGAAUCGCAAACAGGUUACCAGAUUCUUCCCAAUCGAUUCCCUGCACUACUGUGCUGCGGUUCGGCAGGUUCUGAUCCCGGAGCGAGGCAAUAACAAUCCGGAACCAAAGUUCCUUCCUCUGGAUUCGCCAUUCGCGCGGACACCUCGCGCUCAGCAUCCGCCGAUCUUUGCAGCGAUCCUGAGGCGAACAACCGGAAUCAAGGUGCUCGAGUGUCACACGUUCAUUUGCAAACGGGAAGCGGCGGCCAAUGCGUUGGUGCGUUGCUGUUUCCACGCCUACGCGGAUAACUCGUACGCACGCCAACUUGAAGGUUCCGGCAGCGGAAGUUCAAACAGCGUCUACGGAACGAUCGGUGGAAAAUCCAACGGCACGGCAGAAGGUGGCUGGCGAUCACGUGCCGGCAGUACCACGACGCUGAACAGCGUCGGUGUUAACAGUCGGCAGGCAAUUAACGGCGUUGGCGAGGCGUAUACGGUGAAAAAUCUAUAUGCUAGUAGCGCCGACCUCGAAGUGGUGGACGACGGAGACGAAGGAUCGCUGUACAAUGGUGACGAGAACCACAAGGUUUGGAAUGGUUCAACCGAUCAGAUCGAUGGAAUCGGCGUGGGUGACAGUGGCCAUUAUGAUAUUUACUCCGGGACCGGGUCGACGCUGGGACGCCCCGUCCGGGCACGACAGAUCAGUGCUCCAAUACCGGUGCCACCGCCGCCGAAGGAAGAGCUGAAGAAGCUGAAGAAAGAAGCGAAGAAACAGUCCAAACAACAGAUUCAGGUAGGAAGUCAAAGUCUAUCUGGCACGCUUAUAAGACCCCGACCAAUGCACAUGAAUCCACUAGGUCGACCCGGACCGCCCCCACCACCAAUCGGAGGUCCCGGAGGUCAUCCGGGCAUGAUGAUGUACUCACUAGGUCCACCACCCCCACCGCCACACGGUUGGCGCCAGUUCCACACCAUAGGUCAUCGCAGUCACAACGGAUCCGGCAUGCCGCCGAUGAUGCACCAUCAAAUUCAAAUGCACCCGGGAAUGCAUCCGGGAUUGGCGAUGGUACCUCAGCAAUACGCAACCCUGCAGCAUCCUCGAAGCAGCAAGAAGAAGAAAGACAAAAACAAGAUGAACGGUGGCAUUCCGAUUGGCGUUCCGGUGGUGCCACCGAUCUUCGCCUACCCGCCCCAGCCCGGAUCGGUCCUGGAGCCCCGGCCGCUCUCGAUGAGCAAUCGAAAACUAGCACAAUCCGCCGCCGCCGGACUGGACGAAUCGGGUAACUCGGGAGCGGAAUCACCCGGCGGCACCGGUAUCUACCGUCGCAAGGGACACCUCAACGAGCGGGCCUUCAGCUACUCGAUCCGACAAGAACACCGGAGCCGAAGUCACGGCUCGCUAGCUAGUCUACAGUUCAAUCCACCCGAUAUGAAGAAGGAGCGGGAGAUUGCUCAGAUGGUUGCCGGGCUAGAGCUGAGUGACGAGUCGACGCUCCAGCGGAGGCGCUCCGAGGUGAUGGCCGGAUCGUCCGGAACGUUCGGUAAACCGCGGAGAUGAGCAAGGCCCCCGCGAGGGUGAUGAAGACAGGGGGAAGCGGGCAAGUGGGAGGUGCCGUAUGUGUACAGAUUUUUUUUUACGGAAAACAAGUUGUUUUUCAUAAUAUUAGUGCGGUGGUAGGAGCGUUCGAGAGGGAUUCCAUGAGUCUGAGAGAGCGGGUGUAUGCAAUUGGUGUAGCUGGAGGUAAGGUAGGGGGUGUAUAGUGGAUGGCGGACACGGGUCGAUGGAGGGGUGAGAAUCUUGUUUGAUAUGUCUGUUUAGUGAAACAAAUUUUCCAUCUUUUAAAAUACAUCUUGU